Molecule: messenger RNA, 3750 nt
Organism: Harpegnathos saltator (Jerdon's jumping ant)
Lineage: Eukaryota; Metazoa; Arthropoda; Insecta; Hymenoptera; Formicidae
Gene: Atac3
Product: Ada2a-containing complex component 3
Exons: 7
Coding region: 399-1940 (513 amino acids)
Biological process (GO): positive regulation of transcription by RNA polymerase II
Cellular component (GO): nucleus
Molecular function (GO): transcription cis-regulatory region binding; protein binding
Source: RefSeq, a predicted model, not a curated record
GGCUAGUUUUUUUGAGCACGAAACACAGGGCCUAUGGCAUGGGACUUCCGUUCAAUGUGAACAGGAACAGGAAGUUCCUCGCUACCUAAGACGGCGAAAUAAAAACAUCCUGUGGCGAUGCAAUUUGAUUUCGAGAAACCGAUAGAUCACACGCGCUGCGUGCGUGAGUCGAGGUCGUGGAUUUUAUAAUCGUUGAUAAAAGAACUUGGUUAUUUUUAUAACCCAUUUACGAUUUUGUUGGUCCAAGGUCGAACGUCAGAUACUAACACCUCGAAACGAGUCGCGUGCAGCUGCUUCCAACUAUUCAGGAAGAACCUACUACUUACUACUGUCACUGUUAUGGAUAAUCUCAUUUUAGAACUUGUCCACUCGAAGAAAACUGAGCACAAGACACAAAAAUGCAAACUGAAAGUAUAUCUACCCAUAAUAUUGAGGAUCUGGACACAGAUGCUCUCAUACCAGUGGAGAUAUUUUCUUGUGUUACUUCACGUGCAAGAUCCCAGGAUACCAUCUCGGUAGUAGAGCUUGGCAAGCAACUAUUAGUUAGUGCAAAAACUGGAGACAUCGAGACUGUCCGUGAGCUUAUGAGCAGAGGUGCACCGUUUAGUACCGAUUGGCUCGGUACAAGUGCACUCCAUUUAGCUGCACAAUAUAAUCAUAAAGAGAUAGCUGAGAUAUUACUCAGAGCUGGAAUGUCGAGAGAUGCUAAGACAAAAGUUGAUAGAACACCAUUACACAUGGCAGUGUAUGAGGGCCAUUGUCAGAUGGUACAGUUGCUACUAUUUCAUGGAGCAGAUGUUGAUAGCAGGGAUAUGUUGAGAAUGACUCCAUUGCAUUGGGCGGUAGAACGUGAACAUGUAAGGGUAAUACAUACUUUACUGGAAUAUGGGGCUGACCCAGCUGCAAUUAGUAAAUUUGGUAAAACACCAGUUAGUCUUGCGUUGGAGCAUGACAGGCUAGAUCUAGUGGAUAUAUUGCAACAAGAAAGGGAAAUAGUAGGUAUUAAAGCUCACCAGCAAAGUGAAGCCAAUUCUGCAGAAUUAGAAGCAGCUACACAUAAUUUAAUGCAAUUAGAAGCUGAUGAGAUAAAAGAUAAAUUGGAAUCAUUGGAGCAACUGUCUUCGCCUAAACAGAAACUUGUCCAUGCUCAGGGUGAGGGAAAGCCAAAAGUGAUCUUUCAACAGAUUCGUGUAUCUCCUAAUAGUAGCGAACAAGAAAAAGAAAUAAAUGAUAUUGAAAUGGUCGACACAAAUGAUAUUAUAAAUAGUAAAAAACAUAAAGACAUCACAUCAAUAGGAAACGUUAAUAAGCAGUUUAGAUUAUUAGAAGCGCAUGGAAUCAGAAUGAUACCUGUUGAUGAUGAAUCAUCUAUUGUAGAAAAUGCAAUGGAAAGUGGAAGAACGGUGGUUUUAACAGAAGCUGGAAAACUCGCUUUGAAUUCAACUAGAGGUUCGUUUAAUAUAAGACGAAUUCAAGUUUCUCCGCGGAAAGGAACAGCGAGAAAGGUCAUAAUUAAAUCGAAUCAAAUCAUAAGUCAAAAUUUACCUACCGUUACGUCACGAGCUCCAAAUAUCCUGAAGAAAUCUUCCAUAGAUAGUAAAGCUGGAAAAGUAUUCAUUACAACGGUUCCUACUACCACUACGGUACCUAUUGUCAAUGAAUCCAGCAAUUCUUUUUCAUCGAAUGAGAACAAAGCUGUAGUUUCUACAAAACUCGUAGAACCAAUAAUUUUAAAAUUAAACGACGAUAUAGAAGAAGUUACCGAAGAAGAUAACUUAGAAGACUCUAAGACCGCAACAGACAUAGCGGAAUUGACUAGGCAAUUAAUAGAGACGCAAAAACAAGCAGCUGAGUAUUUUAAGCAGUACAAGAAGAAGGAGAGGGAAGUGGAAAUAUAUAAACAGCAAAUCAAGAACCUCACGGCGCAAAAGAACAUCUAAAUAAUUUUAUACAAGUAAGAAUUUUAUAUUUAGUUUCAAAACUCACAAAUCGACUCUAUUUCUUUAUAUUAGAUGUUUCACACACAUACGCAUCUUAUUGUCGGAUUCUUAAGAAAAAUUCUAAUCAAAAUUUUUUUUUUGAGAUCUAAAUUUAUUUUGUUUCCACAAAUAUUAUGUGAUGUCUUUAUGUUUUUUACUGUUUAUAAUAUCAUUUGUAUCGACCAUCUCAAUAUCAUUCAUUUCUUUUUCUUGUUCCCUACUAUUAAGAGAUACACGAGCUUUGUAAAAAUUUGCCAUAUUGAUGACUAAUUUUAUGCAACAAAUAGGUGUAAGAGACCAAAAGUUCCCUACAAAAAAGGUUUUCUUUUAUAUGAUCAUUUCUUUAGUAGUAUGUAAAAUGAUAUAUAAAUUAAAUAAUUGAGUAAAAUUGAAGAGACAAAUCUAUAGAAGCUAAAGAAAUCUGUUGUCUGAUUAAUAAUAUAUAAAUACAAUUAUUUUGAUGUAUCAUGUAAAAUUAAUAAUUAAUUUGUUUUUUAACUAAAAGCAAUAUGUAUACUGUUAGUUCUUAUCAGAUCACACAUAUAUAUUACUGGUUAAUUUUCAAAACUAACUAAUUUUUUGAUUAUAUAAAAUUUCCGAUUCUAAAUGUAUUACAUGAUAACUGAUCGUUUACCUCGACGUAUACAUAUUCCGAGUAUAUUUAUACAAAAUAUGUCUCACUACUCCUCUCUUUGUAAUAAAUGUAAACGUAAAAAUUAAAUUUUGAUAUUAAAAUUUGAUAUAAAAUGUUAAGCGGCGAUGACCAAAGUAAUUAAGGCUGCAAGAAAAAAAAAAUGAAAAACAACAGAUAAUUAUUUUACUUCGAUUAUUCUAUCUAGAUGAGAAUAUUAAUUAUACCAGUUUUUUCAUGACAUUUAUCCAACACACGCAUGUCAGUCAUUUCUAUAUUCUAUGACGGGGUCAUUAAAUAGCAAUAGGGAAUGUGCGAAAAACAGCGGAGAUUAGUGCCGUUAAUAUUUAUGAACUAUUUACGGUCUAUUUUAUACAUAUUCUACUUUUUAUAUCGCAAAUUAUGCGUCUACGAUAACUGUUACGAUUGGUUACCAGACACCGAGAGAUAAAGGAUAUAGAGUACGUUUCAAGUUGUUGAAUCUAAUAUAAGAAGCCCAUGUAUAUAUUUAUAUAUGCAUAUAAACUCUUCAAAUUAUGUAUGAUCAACAUCACCGGAGUUACGUAUUGUUGUAUACAUCACGUAUCAAAGGUAAAGUCUUCAUUCUGUAUGCUUGUAAAUAGAACUUACAAUGUAGCAGAACUUCCGAUGAUGUAUGUAUGAGAUGAGACGCGCGUAAAGUAAAUUCGAUGCAUUGCUAUUACUUCGUAUUACUUCGUAUAUUUCACACGUUUUAAUACGAAAUGAUUGCAUUCCAAGUGACUUUCUCGGCAGCUGCUUCACAAUUGCAAUUUCAAUGCAAUUUCAGCGUCAGCUGUUGCGAAAGUACGAGGAAACGUGGAUUUUUGGUACUAUUUUGAUUUAAUCGGUUGUUGCUACGAUUGCUUAAUGAAAAUAGUGUUCAAAACACCAUCGGUCAGAAGUGCGAAAUGACUUUACAUAUAGCGAAUGUGAAGAGGAGAGUAGUUGAUGACUUCAGGUACAAAAGAGAAAACAAGGAGUUGUUUAAAACGGCACAAAGUUGUGGAGUGCAACGAAUUAUGUUAGAUAAUGUAGGUUAAGACAUUUUUUAGCGAUGUACAUUGUAAAUAUAACUUUAUACAUACGCCAAUAAAGAUUGUUGAUUACGAGUUACGAAAA